AUGGCGCUGGACGAACAUAACAGCUCCUCCUUGGAGAAGGAUGUCGGCCUACCCGGGUAUGCGCCGGCUGAACCCACGCAUAGCCACCCGCGGGUCGGUGAAGGCGCUGUACGGUCAGAGAACUGGAUGACUCGUAAUGGAUUGAACCUCGAGUCCUUCAAGAAGAGAGACUAUGGCAGAGGCAUUAUCGAGCUCGACCGCUCGAUGAAGCCGAGACACUUGCACAUGAUUGCCAUCGGAGGGUCGAUCGGUGCUGGUUUCUUCGUCGGUUCUGGUAAUGCUCUGAGCAAAGGUGGUCCUGGUUCUCUGCUGCUUGACUUCUUGAUCAUUGGUAUCAUGAUGUUCAAUGUCGUCUACGCCUUAGGUGAACUUGCUGUCAUGUAUCCUGUCUCUGGUGGUUUCUAUACUUAUGCUGUUCGAUUCAUCGACCCCAGCUGGGGUUUCGCAAUGGGAUGGAAUUAUGUCAUGCAGUGGGCUGUUGUUUUGCCUCUUGAACUCACUGUGUGUAGUUUGACCAUUGGCUACUGGGACACCGAACAGAAGAUCAGUGUUGGUGUCUGGAUAACAGUCUUCUUCGUCCUGAUUCUUAUCACCAACCUCUUCGGUACCCUGGGAUAUGCCGAGGAAGAGUUUUGGUCAUCAAUCAUCAAACUAUCGGCGACGGUUAUCUUCAUUAUAAUUGCCUUUGUCAUGGUUCUGGGAGGCGGACCUGACAACGGCCGGUACAAUGAAUAUUGGGGUGCUCGUUACUGGCACGAUCCUGGUGCCUUCCACAAUGGCUUCCUUGGUUUCUGUUCUGUUUUCGUCACGGCCGCUUUCGCAUUCAGCGGCACUGAAUUAGUCGGAUUGGCAGCUGCAGAGUCACAUAAUCCUGUGAAGGCGUUGCCUGGCGCCAUCAAGCAAGUCUUCUGGCGUAUUACUCUCUUCUAUAUUCUGGGUCUUCUCUUCGUUGGGCUGCUGAUUCCAUACGACGACCCGAACUUGCUCGGCGCCAGCGACUACAUCAAUGUCAACGCUUCGCCUUUCGUGCUGGUAGGCAAAUACGCGGGGCUCGCUGGAUUCGACAGCUUCAUGAACGUCGUCAUCUUGGUUUCCGUCCUGUCAAUUGGUGUGUCUGCCGUUUACGGUGGCAGUCGUACCUUGACCGCUCUGGCACAGCAAGGAUACGCCCCGAAGAUUUUCACAUACGUUGACAAAUCUGGCAGGCCUCUUUUCUCCGUCAGCCUGAUUCUAAUCUUCGGGCUACUUGCAUACGUCAACCUGAGUACCGCCGGUACGACGGUGUUUGCCUGGUUGCAGGCUUUGUCUGGUCUUGCCGCCCUUUUCACCUGGGGUUCGAUCUGUCUAGCCCAUAUUCGGUUUCGCACCGCCUGGAAGCAUCACGGCCACACCUUGGACGAGAUCCCGUUCAAGGCAAUCGGCGGAGUCUAUGGCUCAUGGCUCGGACUGAUCUUGAUCGUCCUCGUACUGAUCGCUCAAUUCUAUGUUGCGAUCCAGCCUCUCGAUGUGGAAGCUUUCUUCCAGUCUUACCUUGCUAUGCCAGUCGUUCUGGUGUUUUGGCUUAUUGGAUAUCUAUGGAAACGAGAGGGAUGGCUUCGUACCGAACAAAUGGAUGUCGACACCGGUCGCCGCGAACUCGAUUGGGAGGAAAUCAAUGCUUUCAGAGCUGAGUUGGCUGCCCAACCAGCUUGGAAGCGUAUCUACCAUACCCUCUUCUAG
Messenger RNA from Truncatella angustata, 1719 nucleotides. Its product is annotated as amino-acid permease inda1. Gene Ontology annotation, cellular component: membrane. Lineage: Eukaryota; Fungi; Ascomycota; Sordariomycetes; Amphisphaeriales; Sporocadaceae. Bases 1 to 1719 code for a protein of 572 amino acids. The transcript has 7 exons. Gene Ontology annotation, biological process: amino acid transmembrane transport. Gene Ontology annotation, molecular function: amino acid transmembrane transporter activity. The record is from RefSeq and is a predicted model, not a curated record.